AUGAAGGUUCUAACAAAGGUGGUUCGAGAGGGUCACUCGGAAGUAGCUGAUAAUCAGGAUCAGCUUCUUCGUCAUUUGAAUGAACAGGAUGAGAAGCACAAAGACGUCAUAGUGGCGAUCCGUGAAUUAAGUGUCAAAAUGGAUGACAUUAAGACUAUUUUGGAGCAGUGCCCCCAUAAUCGUUGUAAUCGCCCCCGUACUAACACCCCUAAUCCUUAUGCACGUGGAGGCCGUGGUGGUGGUGGUCGUGGUGGUGGUGGUCAUGGCAGUGGUGGUCCAGAAGGUCCUUUUCGUAACCACUAUCAACCUUCUAACAGCGGUAACAACUACACUCCAUCCAACAGCGGUGGUAGCAACCAAAAUCAACCCCGUGUCUAUGCAGGUGGAAACAGGACCGACAGUUCCCCCCAUGUCACUGUCCACAACAAUGUCAUAAAUAAUGGUGGUCGAUCCAGGGCUGAGUUUGGUGUUCACGGCGACUCAGUUCCCAGUGGUGUCACCAUUGAUGUCGCAGAUUUGACCGGUCCUGGAUAUGGAGUUGCUCCAAGUGGUUCCAGGAAGCAUCGAAUUUCUGCCUUGACUAAGGCCAAGAUCACGGAAAAAGAGCGACAGGCACUUCUCCGGCAACAGCAGCUUGAAGUUGCGCGUCUUGAAAAGCUUGAACAAGAACGCAAUGAGCAGCUUGAAAGGGAAUGGGAACGUCGUAAUGGAGGUCCCAGUGGUCCGACCAUAAAUGAUCCGAUCCCCCCGGUACUCGAACUGGCAGGUUUGGAAACCUCCGUUUCUAAAUGGCCACAAUUUGUUACCCAGUGA
Messenger RNA from Seminavis robusta, 813 nucleotides. The record is from the annotation of a GenBank genome assembly. Lineage: Eukaryota; Bacillariophyta; Bacillariophyceae; Naviculales; Naviculaceae.